Molecule: messenger RNA, 1957 nt
Organism: Cricetulus griseus (Chinese hamster)
Lineage: Eukaryota; Metazoa; Chordata; Mammalia; Rodentia; Cricetidae
Source: RefSeq, a predicted model, not a curated record
UGGUAGUGGGCUCCAGCCGCUGUGGGUCGGGUUCGCGUUGCUUGGGAGGGCGGAAGUGCGCGCAGGGCUGGGCUCUGACCCCGGUGGCGUCGCUCUGCGGCUGCGCGGGCCCUGGUACUUCUGCUCCUGCGCCUCUGCAGAGCGCCGUGAGUCAGGCAGGCGGAGCGCGGCGACCCAGCGUCUUCCCCCUGUGAAGCUGGAGCAGAGCGGGCACUUCAGUUUGGCUUUGGUUGAAGACAGAACUUAGCAUAUAUGUACUGCUUUACCCACUGGAAGAAUGACAGAUGACAAAGAUGUGCUUCGAGAUGUAUGGUUUGGACGAAUUCCAACUUGCUUUACACUGUAUCAGGAUGAGAUAACUGAAAGGGAAGCAGAGCCAUACUAUUUGCUUUUACCAAGAGUCAGUUAUCUGACGUUGGUAACUGAUAAAGUGAAAAAGCACUUUCAGAAGGCUAUGAGACAGGAGGACGUCAGUGAGAUAUGGUUUGAGUACGAAGGCACACCCCUGAAAUGGCAUUAUCCAAUUGGUUUACUAUUUGAUCUUCUUGCAUCAAGUUCAGCUCUUCCUUGGAACAUCACAGUACAUUUCAAGAGUUUUCCAGAAAAGGACCUUCUACACUGUCCAUCCAAGGAUGCAGUCGAAGCUCAUUUUAUGUCAUGUAUGAAAGAAGCUGAUGCUCUAAAGCACAAAAGUCAGGUCAUCAAUGAGAUGCAGAAAAAAGACCACAAGCAACUCUGGAUGGGACUGCAGAAUGACAGAUUUGACCAGUUUUGGGCCAUCAACCGGAAACUCAUGGAAUAUCCACCCGAAGAAAAUGGAUUUCGUUAUAUCCCUUUUAGAAUAUAUCAGACUACAACUGAACGACCUUUCAUUCAGAAGCUCUUCCGUCCUGUGGCUGCAGAUGGACAGCUGCAUACACUUGGAGAUCUUCUCAAAGAAGUCUGUCCUUCCGCAGUCACCGCUGAAGACAGGGUUUCGCUUUGUAACAGCCUUCAAGUCCUGGAACUGUCUCCCUGUAGACCAAGCUGGCCUCAGAGUACUCACAGAGAUCUUCCUGCCUCUGCCUCCCAAGUGAUGGGAUUAAAGGUAUGUGCCACCAAUGCCCAGCUGGGCUCUCUUCUUAAAUAUUUCAUUCAAUUCUCCAAGGAGUACUAGAGAUGAGUCUUUAUUCCCUCUGUAAGAUGAAGAACUGGAGACUCACAUCUAACAAAGGAUUCAUAGUUAGUAAAUGUUGAUGGCUAAUGUCUAAAGGAAAGAUUUUGCUGUUCUGACAUAAGAGAGUAAGAGAUUGACUAGAACUGUUGGGACUCUGUAGACAAGAGGCUCACAGUCUGGCCGGUGAAUUAGGUGAGAAGCGACCUUGGGUUCUACACAGCAAGCAGGACCUGGGCUAUGUCUUAGCACACAUCAGGCUUCACAGCAUUACCAACUGGGUCUCCUUGGGAAAUGUGAUGGUUGGAUUGGUUCUACAGAACAUCUAAAACAGACUGUACUGCAGAGGUUCAUGAAAGAGAACCCAACUUAUGUGUUUGUUUUCUGUUAACCUCUCUCUUGCUGCUGAUGGUCUAUCAGAAUGUGAACUAUGACUUAGUGUGACACCUUUACUUCCUAUAUAAGGAAAUCUCAAAGGAAUAAGGUCAUUCAUUCCCAGGGAUUUAAGUGUCUGAACUCCCAGGGUCUGUUCAUAGCACUGGUCUACAUGAUUGGCCUUUCCUUUAUGUCUGAUUUAUACUGUUGUGUGCAUUUGUAUUUGCUGUACAUGUAUCUGUAUGCAGGCAACAUAUUUUAUAGAUGCAUUGUGUGUUACCAUUGUUUUUAAGCCUUUACUAUUUAUUAGCCAAUAGGAUUUUUCCUGUUUUGUAUUUUUUGUUUGUUUCAGUGUACUGCUACCAUUCUCAUAUAGACAAAAUGUGCUUGAAUACAUAUGUGUGCAUUAAAAUUUUCAUUUUUAGUGUA